Anolis carolinensis (green anole) is the source of this 4410-nucleotide messenger RNA. RefSeq names its product Putative F-box/LRR-repeat protein 21 (gene fbxl21). The transcript has 7 exons. The record is from RefSeq and is a predicted model, not a curated record. The coding region runs from base 440 to 1750 and encodes 436 amino acids. Gene Ontology annotation, molecular function: protein binding. NCBI's taxonomy places the organism in Eukaryota, Metazoa, Chordata, Lepidosauria, Squamata, Anolidae.
CAACAGAGCAUGCGCGGAGGAGAGUGGCGUCGGUUGGUCUGCCGGGUGACUCCUCCCCUCUCCCUUCCGCCGCCGCGGAAGUGACUGGGCUUGUUUGCUUUCCGAGUGGCGUCGGUUGCUUUUGGAGGCCUUUCUUUCUGCGCGGAGCCGAUAACAGAGAGUUCGGAACCCAAGUGAGAUUUUGGAAAGGAGUCAAGGAAGGAGUCUUCAUUGUAAAUCACGUUAUUCACGCUAGACGGAAGUAAUCACUAGCCUAGAAGUGCAACCUGACAGAUGUGUGUGAUUGACUCAUGGCCGCAGAUAACCCAAUUCAUUCAUCCAGUGUUAACUGUAACUUGGACACAUUCUUUAGAGAUCUACUGUACUUGAAAACUUACAGAAAGCUUUGUAGCUUGUGUACAUCCCAACAAUAUUGUACUUGAAUCAUUUUAUUCUCAAAAUGAAGAGGAUCAAGCAGACUGUUAAAGCUGAAGAUUCAGUCUAUCAAACACUACAGAGAACGAAAAAGCAGAAAACAGGUUUCUAUAGUUCGGUGUAUAAUAUAUCAGAUCCUUACUACUUGAAGGACUGGGGAAACCUGCCACACCAUGUCGUCUUGCACAUCUUUCAGUGUCUGCCUCUUGUUGAUCGUGCACGUGCAUCUUCGGUUUGUCGGAGAUGGAAUGAAGUUUUUCAUAUCCCUGAUCUUUGGAGAAAGUUUGAAUUUGAACUUAAUCAGCCUGCUACUUCCUACUUAAAGUCUACUCACCCAGAUCUCAUCCAGCAGAUUAUUAAGAGACAUGCUGAUCAUUUGCAGUAUGUCAGUUUCAAGGUUGACAGUAGUACUGAGUCAGCAGAAGCUGCAUGUGACAUCCUUUCUCAGCUGGUGAAUUGUUCUAUCAAGACACUUGGAUUGAUUUCCACAGCAAAGCCAAGUUUCAUGAAUGUUUCCAAGGCUCAUUUUGUGUCGGCACUCACAGUAGUAUUUGUCAACUCCAAGUCAUUAUCUUCCAUCAAGAUUGAAGAUACGCCUGUAGAUGAUCCAUCCUUGAAGGUCCUUGUUGCUAAUAACAGCGAUACAUUAAAAUUACUUAAAAUGAGCAGCUGUCCUCAUGUGUCGCCUGCUGGAAUUCUUUGUGUUGCGGAUCAAUGUCAUGGCCUUAGAGAGCUUGCUCUUAAUUACUAUCUGCUAAGCGAUGAAUUGUUGCUUGCACUUUCAAGUGAAAAGCAUGCUAAUCUGGAGCAUCUCCGUAUAGAUGUUGUCAGUGAGAAUCCUGGACAGAUUGAAUUUCACACCAUCAAAAAACAAAGCUGGGAUGCACUCAUUAAGCACUCCCCUAAAGUCAAUAUUGUUAUGUAUUUCUUCCUAUAUGAGGAAGAAUUCGAUGCUUUUUUCAGGGAGGAAACACCUGUGACUCAUCUGUACUUUGGCCGUGCAGUAAGCAAAUCAAUGCUUGGGCGUAUUGGAAUGAACUGUCCAAGACUGAUUGAAUUGGUUGUCUGCGCCAAUGGACUACAGCCAUUGGAUGAUGAACUCAUUCGCAUUGCUGAACGCUGUAAGAAUUUAACUGCCAUGGGACUUGGUGAAUGUGAAGUCACAUGUCGAGGCUUCAUUGAGUUUGUAAAGAUGUGCGGUGGCAGGCUCGCCCAACUAUCCAUUAUGGAAGAAGUACUUAUUCCAGAUAAUGACUACAAUCUGGACCAAAUUCAUUCAGAAGUUUCCAAACACCUUGGAAGACUGUGGUUCCCUGAUAUGAUGCCAACGUGGUAAACUAUCCAUAGGACAAAUGGCUUUAGUUUUCAGAACUUGCUGUACAGAGUGUGGCUUUCUAUGCAAAUAAGGAAUCGUAAAUAUAAAACAAUGCUGUAUUGUUUAUCUCCUUAAUUCAUUGCAUAGUGGUAGUGUUAUGCCACUUUAAAAUGGAAUAUAGUGUAUACUGAAUACAAAUUGAAAGUGUGUUUAUUAGGUAUAAUUGCUUAGUUUAUUCUCCAGUUAAUUGGAGGGUUUUUAACUGAUUUAUUUUUAAUUGUAAAGCUCUCAGUUUAGUACAAAGUACUACAGUACUAGUAUUUCUGAUAUGGCUAAACAGUUUGGCCUUUGGGGGUUUCUGGAACUUCCAUUUAAAGUGUUGUUUCUCCUGUUCUUUAAUAAACAAUGGUGAUGUAAAAACCUGUAAAGAAUAGUAGCUGCUUAUAUAGUGUGAAGCCUGAUACUUAUCUAUCAGUACGGUGGCAAAUCAUAAAUUUGUGCUGCAACUGAACAAUGAUGUAAACGCACUCUCUCUUACUCUGUAUAAAGUUGAGUAAUUGCUCUUACAAUCUAAUGUGAUACGUGUAUAGAAAACAGCAAUCAAUACAAUCUUUACAGUUCAUGUGCACUCUAGAUACGAAUGGUAGUGCAAGCACAUUGCCACAGUAGUUACAGCCUGGUCAGUAAACUCAGCCCAGCUAAAACACCUCGUGAACGUUCUGGGUUUCUGUUUGAAGUGUGGUAGAAUAGCAUCUUUUUUGCAUUUUGCCUGCCUGGUGUCAAUGAUCAGGUGAUACCCUCUUCUAUGGGCACUUCCUGUACAGAAUGUUGUGAAAAUAGCAGAAUUGAGAAAUGAUGGGUACUUUUCUGUGUAAGGUUCAUGCUCUUUAUAAGGUGUUUUGCCACUGCAGGAUAAUGCCAGUGUUUCCAAAUAGUCUGCUUAGAUUUCACAAAACUAUAGCAGCUUGUAGAAAGAAUCUGUUUCCCCUCCUUGCUGAAAUCAAAGUAUUCAUAUACUGGUGAGAUGACAUCUCUUAUUCCCAUCAUUUAUGCUUAAUAAGAAGUACUACCAGAAAGUCUGUUCUUUUUUGUAUGUUUUACAUUAAUGUGCUCCCUGUCUUAAUAGGAAAAGGGUAUCUAUUUCUGACAAAGCCUUUUCCUGUAUCUUCUCUUAGAGCAGUAUUUUUUUAUUCAUCAGACAUGUCCUAUCAGCUAGAACAGCGAUUGGGUGCAUUUCUUGUUUACUAGUUCGAAAGCAAGCCUGAUUAAACUUGGUACAGUUUAAUUUAAGUAUACAUAGGGCUGGUUACAUGACCACAGUGAAAUAGGCAGCUGAGAUUCCAGUAUGCUGCCUUAGAAAUGUAUAGCACUGAACAUUUGCUCUGAAUGUAAUAUUUUCAUUUUUGACCCUUAGUUAUGUUAAGCAAAAUUCCCUUAAAUCAGUUUGUACAUUACCUAUAACCAUGCAAACCUUACAAGAAAAAAAUGAGAAACUAAAUACUAAAUUAUCAAUUUAACCCUUCACUGAAAAUGAGGAGAUGGCAGCUAAGUCUUACUAAGUAGAUCGGGACUUUAUUGCGGUUUUAUUUGCAACAAAUGUAUGCAUUCUUACAAUGCAAUCCUGUUUAUUCUUAUGUAAAUAAUGUCUUCAUUGUGACUUACUCCCUAGCAAGUGUCUUUAGUAUUGCAGCCUUAAAUAAAUUUAACUUCAAAUAUUUUUUUAAAAUCUGAACAAAUUAGAGAAGACUACUCUUUGGGACAAGUAAACCCUUAUCCUUUUUAUAGAAUUUGUGCAGUGGUAGUACCCUAAAGGCACCAGAUCCCAUUUGAUCUUGGAAUCUAAGCAGGGCCAACACUGGUGAUUAGUACUUUGAUAGGAGACUAUCAAUGAAUACCAGGUGUGGCAGAUUAUAUUUCAGAGGAAGGAACUGGCAAAAGCACUUCUGAAUAUUCCUUGCUUAAGAACCCUUUGAAGAUCACGGGGGCCCCAUAAAUCAACAGGUCACUUGAAGGCACAUAUAGUAACCUAAAUAAUGGUUAGUAUAUGUUCCUUCAAAUUAAAUAAAAAUUACCAAGUAUUCAUUGGUUAGGUGUAUUUGGAAGAACAGAGACCUGCAAAUUUGAAUUUCAGUGAAAUUAGACAUGCAUGAAGUCCAAGGGUUAGUCUAGACCAGGCUUGCACAACCCGUGUUUUGAACUUCAGCUUCCAGAAUUCCUGACCAUUGGAUAAGCUGGCUAGGGCUUCUGGAAGUUGGAGUCUCAAACAGCUGGAGGGCCACAGAUUGUGCUGGCCUGGUCUAGACUUUUCAGGAACAUCUGUGCUCACAAUGAAUACAUCUUGUCUCCUAAGAACCCUUAAUCACACAGCAAUUUAGCUAUAUAUAUAUAUAUAUAUAUAUAUAUAUUACAAGAAUGAAUGUAGCAACUUUAACUCGUACACAAAAACAAAGCCACAAUCAUUCUCUGGCAAUUCUCCAGACUUCCUGCUGAAGCCAUCUUUUUACAAUGCUUUACAUCAUGGGUAGGUUUGAAAGAUAAUCCACCGUGUUCAUGACAAAACUGAAGUAGAGCCGCAAUUAAUUUUAACUGCUCUCAUGAGCAGAGGUACAUUAAAGCAUAAUGUUGUAAGUUAUAUUGCAGAAUUUUAUGUACAUGUAUGAAAAAUAAAAAUAUGGAUAUGA